AAACAGAAAACAACGAGAUUUUUUUGCUUUUUCGAAAAAAGAAAAGGAAAAUAAUUUGAUAAUUUGUCAACGAAAAUAGCAAAAUAUAAUUCAAUCAAAAUUUAUUGUCAUUUCAUUUCGCUGUUUGAAUUGAAAAAUGGCACAUCGUAUUCAUUCAUCGGCAAGACGUUCAUCAUUACCGCAAUUAACAUUUGCAGCAAAUUUCUACAACAAUCCAUUCAUCAAUAAAAAUUUACGGCGACAAUCAUCAGUAUCAAUUGAAACGGAAGAAUGUUUAUCAACAUUAUUGGCGAAAGAAGGGGAAAAUUUAGAUUUGGCCGAAAAUCAAUUGAAACAAUUGGGCGAAAUCAUUAUCCGACCAAGCAAAUUUCAGCUAAUAUUGGAUGUUAUUGAAUUAUCGCCUGAAGAUAUUAAAGUUCGUGCAUUUCGUAAAGGUUUUCUAGUGUCGGCUGCACAUUGCGAAAUAUUAGAGAAUGGGCAAGAAUAUACCACUAAUCAUUUUUAUCGGGAAUAUAUUCUACCGAAAACAAUUUGUCCGGAAAAAGUUUUAGCUUGGAUAACAACUGAAAAUCUACUGUUUGUUGAAGCACCGAAAAAAUUUCCCGAUGUUAUCAUCACUGAUAUGAUUGUUGAAGAUGAUCAUAAUAUUUCCAACGAUGAUGAUGAUGAGGAUGAUGACCAUUUGAUUGAUCAAUUUGAUUAUGAAGAUGAAGCAAUCGAUGUGGAAGUUUUUCGUCAAGUUUGAUUGCUUUUGAAUUGGUCGCCGCUAGAUGGUGCGAUCAUUAACUACCCUCUUUUCUAAAUGAAAAAACCAAAAAUAUUGAUGAUUGGAACAUUUGAUGUAUUUUUUUGUUUUUUAGUGACCAACAAUUUGCUGUAUUGUUCAUUUUUCCCACAAAAUUCGUCAAAUCUCUACAUCAUUGACAGCAUCCAUUCGAUAUUUGAACCGUCGAAAAAUCAUAUAAAUUAUAAU
Messenger RNA from Dermatophagoides pteronyssinus (European house dust mite), 973 nucleotides. RefSeq lists its product as uncharacterized. The record is from RefSeq and is a predicted model, not a curated record. NCBI's taxonomy places the organism in Eukaryota, Metazoa, Arthropoda, Arachnida, Sarcoptiformes, Pyroglyphidae.